UUUGUAUGUAUCAUCCUAUUUAUUAGAGGUAAUUGUCAUAACCCUACUCAUAAUUACAAUUUUGAAUUUUCUAUCUCAUUAUUUAUAACGAUGGCGUCUUCAAUUAGAAAUUAUUUUAAGUUUAAUAUUUCAUUCAGUCUGAUUCAAUGUGUCAAGAAAAGAAGAAAAAAUCAGUCCAGUUAGAUUUGAUCUCAACCGUGUAUGUAAACCAACCACCCAAAUACAUGCAAGUACUGUAGCCUAUAGCUAAGUUUUAUCUUUCUAUGAUUAGUUCUUUCCAAUAAUUGUUUGUGAGAUAUAAAAUACAAGAUAUAUAAAAAGAAACUUGCAUUAAAUCCUUCUAGGUUAAGACUUUAAUUUUAAAAUUAAUUAAUAUUCGUCUACCAGUGGCUCAAUCAUGUUUAUUAUUUAUUUGAGUGGAAUACCACACAUGAUUCAUGAAUGGUGAAUAUUUAUAUAUAGCUGUAGGGUUAGCAUAUAUCAGUUGUUACUUUAGCGAGUUAACCGACAAAAACAUGUGAAGAGUAUCAAAUGGUAGUUCUAACAUCGCUAGUUCAAUCUAAUUUAGGAGUAAUGAUUUUCUUUUAAAACGCAGUUGUUGGUCGUAAACACCACAAAUACGCUAGUAUCCAAAUUCUUCUAAAAAUGUAAAGAAAGAAAUACACUUCUACCAAAAAGUUGGUGUCAUCUAACUUAAGAAACAAAGAAUGGCACAGUUUAUAAAUGUUUAAGAAAAUAGGGUUCCAUAUUCCCCAGUUACAUGACUUGUGAAAAAUAUUAGAACUUGGCCCAUAUAUUAUCAAAACUGGCCCAUUAACAAUGCCCAUACUGAAAGCCCAACUAAACAUAAAUCCUAAAAUCCGAUACAAGUCCCAAGCCAUCAUCGUCUUCAUCUCUGACAACACCAUGCAUACCAAGGAGGAGACGCAAUGGGUGAGAGAGCCAACCUCAAACUCUGAAACUUUUCAACCGCAACAGCGUUCCAUGUUCUCUUUCUUUACGUUCGGACCUUUGACAUUGUUGUUUUGUAAUGUGAACAGCGAGAAUCAAGGUUCAUGAGCUGAGGGAGAAAUCAAAAACUGACCUUUCGGCUCAGCUGCAGGACUUCAAGGCGGAGCUAGCUCUUCUUCGCGUCGCCAAGGUCACUGGAGGCGCUCCAAACAAGCUCUCAAAGAUGUAAGUCUCUCUAAUAUAGCUUAACGCUUCCGUUCUUGAUCCGUUCCGACAGUGACUGAUCUAAGUUUGUGUUUGUGUUUUUAAAGUAAGGUGGUGAGGAAGUCAUAGCUCAGGUGUUGACCGUGAUAUCACAGAAGCAGAAGCUUGCUCUGAGAGAGGCGUACAAGACCAAGAAGUUUUUGCCUCUUGAUCUUCGUCCCAAGAAGACUAGAGCUAUCAGGAGGAGACUCACCAAGCAUCAGGCGUCGCUCAAGACAGAGAGGGAGGAGAAGAAAGAAAUUUACUUUCCAAUUAGAAAGUACGCUAUUAAGGUGUAAUCUUUUAUUAAUCACAUCAUUUAAACAUUCCUUAAACUCAUCUUAUUGAAAGAUUAUUAUUCACAAACGCGUUAUAUUUAUUUUAACAAAACGUUCAAGUGAAUUAUGAAAAAUGUACAUGUGAGCUGAGAUUAUAAAGUAACUAUGUUGUAUAUAGUCUAAAACUCAAACAUCGAUUAUAAUUUUUUUUGCUUCUUAAGCUAAACAUCAGUUUGAUCUUAUAAAAUUAUCUGUGAGAAAGAGACAAAUGUUGAUAAAUUUGGACUUUGGAAUAACUUGUCCUAGUCUCCUAGAGCCACGAUUUUGACUUUUGGAGGAUCAAUGCAGCCAAUUUGUUUUCAUGUUAUGAUUAUCUCAUUGUUCAUUUUAAUUCAAACAACUAGUACUCGGUUGACAGAACCAAAGUAACUUUAAAAUAACAACAUAACCGAUUCUUCAAUCUCUCUACCUAACCACCUCUAAAUCUCUAACCGGAUUGUUAUAAGUUUUGUGUUGUUAACUUGCUAUAUGUCGAACAGCUUAUUGCUGGUCUAGAUUUGCUUUGUCAGCUCUGAUGCAGACCGUCAUCUAUAAGCCGUUGACUUUGUUAAGCAAAUUAUCUUCUUAUUUUUUUCCAUCAAUUCAACUCGUGUAUGUAUUUGUAUUUUUGUAUAUUAUAAGGCAUGUAAAAUACAUAACAUGAGAGAGAUCACGCGUAUCUUUGUUCGGCUAGUCAAAGAAAUAGGUUAAUAGGCUUAUAUAGUGAACAAACAAUGAUCUGAAAGUGAUAAAAUAUAUGUUAUAUCUUUGGUUUCAGUAUUUACAAUUGAAUUAUAUAAGUCGUAGUUUCACACUCAUACUAACCUCUCAACUUGUCUGUAUCUUAUGGAUUCAUAACACAAAAACUAACAAUAAGUAUGUAGCUUCAUAGAUUUACAUAAUGAAGUGUUAUAUAGGUACAAUUAUAAAUAAAAAUUGAAAAUCUUUAAAGGUAAACACAACUCUAAUAAAAACAAUAUAAAAGCCGUGGAAUUAAUUAACGAAGAUAGAACCAUAUAUUAGAAAACUCAAAGUCGACAAUGUGAAAUCUUCAAAAGUCUCAUUGUUCUCACCUCAAAACUAAAGUUGACUUUGUCACCAAAUCCUAUAUUUUAACAAGGUAUCACAUAAAACACACCUCUUAUAUUUGUAUUAAGUAAUCCAAAAUUUGCUAAGUCAAAAGACUCAAAUUCACUACCUAUAGGCUAUAAUGCAUCCAUCUAACUAAAGACUUAUUUGUAUUAAGUAAAUACAGAAUGAUAUAAGAAACAAAAAAAAACUACAAUAUUUUGUCAAUUUACUUGUAUUUACCUAGAGAAUUAUACCAUUAUACUUUUAAUUAUUCGUUCAAAUAUAGUUUUAAGUAAUAGAAAUGUUUGGUUUGGUCUUUGGUUACAAUCAAAACAUUGAGAAACCAUCUCUCUCUCUAUAAAAUGUUCAUUGACCUUACAAAGACAAUGAAUAGAGUAUCACCCAAGUAACUCUCAUCAAUGUCAAAACAAGCCAAGUGUGUUUCUUUCUCCACCACUUCUCCUAAAUCAAUCCUGUCUUCUCUUUCUUCAUCCACUUCUUUCUCACAAUCCCCUAUCAACCAGACUUUUUCUCUGUCCAUGGUGGAGGAAACCUUGGAUUCCACGGAACCAAUCAUCAAGAAAUGGGAUCCAAACACAAAGACCAUCUCUCUGUUCAGUCACAGCAGAAAACAAGCCAAAGAGUUCAUCAUAUGCGUCCGUGACUUACGCAGAGCCAUGCACUUUCUUGUCUCUCAACACUCUCAAUCUCCCAACCUUGUUCUUACACAUAGCCUGAUGGAGAUUGCUAUGUCCAGGCUUGAAAAAGAGUUCUUCAUGAUACUAUCUUCCAACCUAGACCAGCUUGAUCCUGAAUCAGUCUCUGGUCACUCCUCAAUAUCUAGCUAUUCAGAGUUUGAAUAUGUUAUGCAAUCUGAUGAUGAGAUGGAGAAGGCUAGUGAAUCCAUCUCUGAGGUUGAGAAAGCUUCAGCUCUGGUGAUGUCUGACUUAAAGGUCAUAGCAGAGACUAUGAUCAGCUGUGGUUAUGGUAAAGAGUGCAUAAAGAGUUAUAAGAUGAUCAGAAAGUCAAUAGUUGAUGAAGGGCUACACUUACUUGGGAUCCAAAAGUGCAAGAUCUCCUUGUUUAACAGAACUGAUUGGAGCGUGCUUGAGCCUAUGAUCAAGAACUGGAUCAAAGCUGCAAAGAUUGGAGUCACAACACUCUUCAAAGGAGAGAAACUUCUCUGUGAUCAUGUCUUCUCUUCUUCCACUACAAUAAGAGACUCUUGCUUCUAUGAGAUAGCUAACGAAUCAGGGCUCAAUCUCUUUAGUCUACCUGAGCUCGUCGUCAACAAGGAGAAGAAACCACCACCUGAGAGGAUCUUCAAGCUCAUGGAUCUCUAUGCAGCUAUCUCUGAACUCAGGCCAGAGAUAGAGCUGAUCUUCAACUUUGAUUCAGUUGCUUCUGUCAAGACAUUGGCUAUUUCAUCACUCAAGAAACUCAAGAACUCAAUCCACACGUGUCUCACGGAGUUUGAGUUGACAAUACAAAAGGAUUCUUCUAAAGCACUUACUCCUGGAGGAGGGAUUCACAGGCUGACUCGAACAACAAUGAGUUUUAUAUCAUCAUUGUCUGGAUACAGCCGUGUCUUGUCUGAGGCCCUUGCGGAACACGCUAUCAAGAGAAACACUCGUUUUCUUGAAUCUUACUUCACGGCUCCAAUCUUGGAAGAUGAACACAUCAACCACCAUGCAACCUCGGUCCAUAUAGCUUGGCUCAUACUGGUUCUCUUAUGCAAACUAGACAUUAAAGCAGAGAGUUACAAGGAUGUGUCUCUCUCUUACCUCUUCCUAGUCAACAACAUUCGGUUAGUGGUUGAUACCGUUCGUUCAACUCAUCACCUCAGGAACCUUUUAGGAGACGACUGGCUCACCAAGCACGAAGCAAAACUCAGAAGCUACACUACAAACUACGAGAACGCAGCAUGGGCCAAAGUUUACCAAACCGUACCGGUGAGAACCAGUACCACACUAUCACCAGACCAGGCCAAAACACAUUUCAAGAGGUUUCACGUGGCAUUCGAAGAAGCGUACAUGAAACAAUCAUCAUGUGUUAUACUUGAUGCGAAACUGAGAGACGAGUUUAAGGUUUAUAUAGCAAGGAAACUCGUACCGGAGUACAAAGAGUUUUACCAAAAGUACUUGCCAAUGCUUAGAGAGGAGAUAAACAUAGAGAUGCUGGUGAGGUUUAAACCUGAUAACUUGGAGAACUAUCUCUCCGAUCUUUUCCAUGGAACACCAAUGCUUAGUGACUCUUCUUCUUCUGCUUCUUCUUCUUCCAUGUGUAUCUCACUUGGAUGUGGAUGAAAAAUUCACAGAGCAUUGUCUAGCAUAUUCACUCAAAAAUGGAUGUAAAAAUUCAGCUUUGUAUAAUCAUACCGGAUUUUCUAGUGUCAUGAAAACCGGUCGGACCGGGUGAGUCUUUGGUUUGAUUAUAAAUUAUCGUUUAAUUCCCUACCCGAGAUGCAAACAAAUUUUAAUAUUUUACAAUCAUCCCUCAAGGCAUUGGAAUAAAAUAAACUCAAGAGAAUAUACUCAAAACCGCAUACUAUGUAAUUCAUAUAGGUGUUUCAAAAAAAA
Brassica rapa (field mustard) is the source of this 5161-nucleotide messenger RNA. Its product is annotated as exocyst complex component EXO70H1. NCBI's taxonomy places the organism in Eukaryota, Viridiplantae, Streptophyta, Magnoliopsida, Brassicales, Brassicaceae. Gene Ontology annotation, cellular component: exocyst. Gene Ontology annotation, biological process: exocytosis. The record is from RefSeq and is a predicted model, not a curated record. Gene Ontology annotation, molecular function: phosphatidylinositol-4,5-bisphosphate binding.